AUGCCGCCGUCUACAGUCUUCUCAUACUGGCGCCGCGACCACAGGCGUUCACUCAUAUCACCCGCCUUGCCAGCAGGCUCACCGUCUUCCAAAGGGACAGGGCCAAAUAAUGGAAGCCCGAUCAGCAGUCCUCCCCAGCUCCCGCAAAUUCCAGAUACCCCGACCCUCACCACGCCCUUCGGUCACCCCUCGCAGGAUGCCCCUCCCCUGAUCGAAUCGCCGCUGGACAUCGAUACAUCCAAGCUAAACAUCACCUCAUCAGCCGCGCCGCUCUCUUCCUCCCUCACACUUGCCGUUCCCUCGCCGUCAUACGAUAGCCAGAACCGCCCUCAUUCGAGCCCCGGGGAAUGGGAAGACGAAACUUUCACAUCGCAGGCGAAUGAUUCCCAAGUCUCUGUUUCGGGUCUGCGCUCUGAUCAAGGGGAUGGGGAGUCGAAUUUCAAAUCAAACUCGCCUUUCCGUCGGUCUUUUGGAAAGCAGAAACGUUCGCCUACUGCUGGUCCGGGGUCUGGCCAUUUUCGUUUCAGGGCGUCGCCUGACAACUCGCCUGCAGAUAAACAAAACAUGCCGCAGAAGGAAUUUAAGUUGGAGAGCGCGGCUGUUCGCCGUGUUGGGGAUCGGGAUGUGUCUGCGGAAAAUGCCAGUACGCAUCACAAGUCUGGCAAGGCGAUGCUUCAUCUUUUGAAUCCUAUGUCUCUUCUUGCGCGUCGGCGCUCGUCGCAGAUCGUUAGUUCCAAGACUGAGGAACCGAAGCUCAAUAAUCGGCACGUGCCUGCCAUGCCGGAUGACUAUGAUCCUCGAAUUCGUGGGAAUAUAGUUCAUGAUUUCUCUGCUCCAAGACCUCGCAAGAAUGUCUCUGCGCAGCAGGAUGGGCAGGAACCGCCUCCUUCUCAGAUUCCGGGUCAACCUAAAGGUGGUCGCUGGAAUGAUCAGACGAAACGGCACAGUGAUCAUUCACCUGUUUUUAAGGAGCAUUUUGAGGAUCAGAAUGUGUUACAGGUUGAGAAUAAGGGAUAUCUUCAGUCUUCGCUAUUGACGAACCAAUCUCAGCCUGGAUAUGAAAAGUCAUUACCGGCUUUUGCGAGGAACUUGCCAUCUCAUUUGCCUGAAGAAGUCAAUGAACCUGAGGAACAGCAGCCUGAACCAGAGUCCCCGGCUCCUCUUCGAAAUCCACCAAAAGCACUUUCUCCCAAGGAAUACCAAUAUCAAGGAACAGCCGACGAAGACACGAUUCCCCAUGUACCAUUCAACCCGUCUGGUCUACCAAGACAUCUCAAGAGCAAUGCUUCCCGGUUCAGCUUUGACAUGAGCGGAGUAGAAUCCUCCGUGCAAGAAAAGCUGCUGGAAGAAAAGCAUAAAGCAAAAGAAGCUGCUCGCAAGGUUGAAGAUGGUUACUUUGAUGACUUCGAUGAUGACUUUGAUAAUGACAUGAUGGACGACAUGGAUGGUCUGGAAGAGAAGAUCCCGGGUGUCAAUGUCGAUGCUGACGAUGACGAUUUCGAUGACCUUUCUCUUUCCCGCAAUAUCAACGGAGAGCUCAAGUCUUGGGCUAUUCCUGGGUUGUCGCCUGUCGUGGCUAGCCCCAUUACUCCUGCGCCGCCUGGUGUUACGGGUAACUCUGGUUAUAUUUCUGGCCAGUAUGAGGUUCCGCCGGUUGAUGCUCAGUAUACUCAAGAUCAGACCCAGGAGCAACCGCUUCCUGUGGCUAGCAGUGAUGCUCCGCUUGCGAAUCCUCAGGUUCCGGCAGCCAAUACUCAACAGCCGCUGGGGCUCGAUGAGGAUGAUCUUUACUUUGACGACGGUGAAUUUGGAGAUCUCAAUAACGACGACCAAGAUGGGGGAUUUGAUGAAUCUAUAUUUGAUGAUGAGACCAGUCACCUAUACGAGAGGAAGCCUGUGGCACCUCUUGCGGCUAAUUCUCAAAUUCCCACCGCCAGCAAUCCACUACCGCCAAUCCUCGACGAGGAUGAUAUGUAUUUCGACGAUGGCGAAUUUGGAGAUCUUAAUAUCAACGACCAAGAUGGAGGUUUCGAUGAAUCAAUAUUCGAUGAUGAAACCAGUCAUCUAUACGAGCGAAAGCCUAAGGCACCGCCACCAGCGGAGACCACGGUGUCAGGGGAUGACUCUUCCCCGGUCAAAGAAAGCACUGGCACAGACACCGGAGAUCCCGGCCUCAGGCACAUGCCCAGUGUAGCAAGUGAUUAUCGCAAAGGCUCGAUCAAGCGUGGUCCUCUUGGAGAGCCAAUACCCAAUCUGGGUCCUGCUCGAGCCCAUGGUGGUGUACUGACCGAACUAAACUUGGAUAUUCUGCAUAAUGCCUUGGCUUUCGCGGCCAACGAAGCCGCACAGAACAGUCGUCUUGACCGAACAAUCAGCAUGAGUGAAAGAUCCCAGGGUCAAGACAGUAUAGCCCACACGGCACAAACAGUAGACUCACAACCGGGUCUGGUCUCUGACGACAGCCGUCUCAGCCAGGGAGCCGACCCCAUGGCAUUUGAGGACGUCUUCGACGACGAUACAAAUUACGACGAUAUGGACGACACAUAUUUCGACGACGCAAUCGUCGCAGCAGCCAACGCAGAAGCCCUAGAAAACGACGACGAGGGCUUCUAUGGCCAGGAAUUUGGCUUCUAUGCACAAGCAGAUAGCACUUGCAACACAGAGCUGACGAACGGAGGAUACUUCGGCCCACGACGCGUCGAAGGCGUCACCCGCAGCCAUAGCAGCCGCGGCAAAUUCCAAGAACCGAGUCUCACACCUAUCACUGAACGAAGUGAAUGGAGUACCCGCAACUCCAUGAUCUCGCUUAAGGCACACGGAGCAACAUCAAACCCAUCUCUCGCGAGUCCAGGCUUGGCACAGCUCGUCGAUAUGGGAAAUAUCGACGACGAGCUCUCUCUGAGCGCGCUUAUGAAACUAAGACGCGGCGCUUGGGGGGGAAGCAAUGGUAGUCUGCGAAGCAGUGCUGGCAGUCCACCACCGCAGCAUCCGAUUUCGUCUUCGAACCGGGCCAGUUUCACUGGUGCCUCCGAAGCUAGUCCGAUCCCGUUCAGUCCUGAUGAGGGUCCUCCCAGUGCUGUUGGCUAUUUCCAUGACGAUGGUCAGGUCCGUACUGCUUCACCGCUGGCUCUGUCCGAUGGACCUGCCGAUCUCCCCGUCAGCGAGUUCACCGGACGAGCAGCGUUCGCCGAUGACGCGGACGAGUCUCGUAUCAGCGGUGCUUUGUGA
Penicillium antarcticum is the source of this 3228-nucleotide messenger RNA. RefSeq lists its product as uncharacterized. Bases 1 to 3228 code for a protein of 1075 amino acids. The record is from RefSeq and is a predicted model, not a curated record. Lineage: Eukaryota; Fungi; Ascomycota; Eurotiomycetes; Eurotiales; Aspergillaceae. The transcript has a single exon.